Molecule: messenger RNA, 1470 nt
Organism: Saccharomyces eubayanus
Lineage: Eukaryota; Fungi; Ascomycota; Saccharomycetes; Saccharomycetales; Saccharomycetaceae
Gene: ARP4
Product: Arp4p
Exons: 1
Coding region: 1-1470 (489 amino acids)
Biological process (GO): regulation of transcription by RNA polymerase II
Cellular component (GO): NuA4 histone acetyltransferase complex; SWI/SNF complex
Molecular function (GO): chromatin binding
Source: RefSeq, a predicted model, not a curated record
AUGUCUAAUGCUGCUUUGCAAGUUUAUGGUGGUGAUGAAAUAUCCGCAGUAGUCAUAGAUCCUGGCUCUUACACAACGAACAUUGGCUAUUCAGGCUCAGACUUCCCCCAGUCUAUUCUACCCUCCGUUUACGGUAAAUCCGCCUCAAAUAAAGAUAGUAAGACCAUUUUCUCCGAGCAAUCUAUUGGGAUUCCAAGAAAAGACUACGAGCUAAAACCUAUUAUUGAGAACGGUCUUGUCAUUGAUUGGGACACUGCACAAGAACAAUGGCAGUGGGCCCUGAAAAAUGAACUUUAUUUAGAUUCUAACUCUGGAAUACCGGCUUUGCUAACUGAACCUGUUUGGAAUAGUACAGAAAAUAGGAAAAAAUCUUUGGAAGUCCUUCUAGAAGGGAUGCAAUUUGAAGCCUGUUAUUUGGCUCCUACGUCAACAUGUGUUUCAUUUGCAGCAGGCAGACCUAAUUGUUUGGUGGUUGAUAUCGGUCAUGAUACAUGUAGUGUUAGUCCGAUAGUAGACGGUAUGACGUUGUCAAAGAGUACAAGAAGAAACUUCAUUGCUGGGAAAUUUAUCAAUCAUUUGAUUAAAAAAGCCAUAGAGCCGAAAGAAAUCAUACCUCUCUUUGCAAUCAAACAAAGAAAACCAGAAUUGAUAAAGAAGAAAUUUGACUACGAAGUCGACCAGUCGCUAUUUGAGUACGCAAAUAAUAGAGGGUUUUUCCAAGAGUGUAAAGAGACCCUUUGUCACAUCUGCCCAACUAAAACUUUGGAAGAGGCAAAAGCGGAAUUGAAUACAACAACUAAGAGGUCUAUCGAAACACCUUGGAAUGAAGAGAUUAUCUUUGAUAACGAAACUCGUUAUGGCUUUGCUGAAGAGCUUUUCCUUCCAAAAAAAGACGAUAUUCCGGAAGAUUGGCCACACUCCAACUCUGGUGUAGUAGAGACUUGGCGUAAUGACUAUGUGCCAUUAAAAAGAACCAAGCCAAGUGGAACUAAUAAGACUGACAAGAAACCUGUGCCAACAGAAGAAAAGGAACAAGAUCUUGUAAGUAAAUCUAUUUCUCCACCUGCCGACAGUAUAGAUACUCCAAAUGACAGUGGUAAAAGACCAUUGGAAGAAGAGACUUCUUCUAAUGAUACCAAAGAAAUAACAGGCCUAGCUGAUCUCGUAUAUUCAUCUAUAAUGAGCAGUGAUGUGGAUUUGAGAGCCACAUUAGCUCAUAAUGUCGUACUUACGGGUGGUACAUCCUCAAUUCCCGGCUUAAGUGACAGGUUGAUGACCGAACUGAAUAAAAUACUUCCAUCCUUAAAGUUCAGAAUACUAACAACGGGGCAUACCAGAGAAAGGCAAUACCAAUCAUGGCUAGGUGGUAGUAUACUCACAAGCCUAGGAACAUUCCAUCAGCUAUGGGUUGGAAAACAAGAAUAUGAAGAGGUGGGUGUCGACAGAUUACUCAACGACAGGUUUAGAUAG